AUGGCUUCAACCCUCGCGCUGGCCCUCGUGGGCGUCUUCGCCGUCUACUUCUUCCUCCGCGCCCUGCUGCGGCUCACCCAAGACGACAAGGAGCCGCCCGCCGUGGAAACGACGAUUCCGUUCCUUAGCCCCAUCUUGGGCAUGCUCACCCACAAGUCAAAUUUCCACACGCACAUGCGCGACGCGACCGGGCUGCCCGUCUACACGCUGCGAAUGCCCUGGUUCCGCCUCUACGUCGUCAACUCGGCACCCCUCAUCACGGCCGUGCAACGGCAGUUCCUGACCAUCGCCUUCCCGCCCAUCGAGGCUAAAGCCGCCAGGCACGGCAUGGGAGGCAGCAAGGCGGCUUUCGACGUCCUUGCCAACGACAUGAUGGCCGACGGCAGCUACCUGCGCACUUACGACGCCGCCAUCCAUCCCGCCGUUACCCUCGGCCCCGAACUCGACGAGCUCAAUCGCGCCUCGGUGCGCGUGCUCGCGGCAGCCAUCGACGACCUCCAAGAACGAGCUCCCCAAACAACCGGCCUGCUAGCCUGGGUCCGCCACAGCAUGCUUAUGGCGACCACGGCAGCCGUUUUUGGGCCCCGCAACCCCUUCGACGACCCCGCAAUUGAGGCGGCGUGGCUCAAGUUCGAGCCCGACAUGAUGUUCUUCAUGCUGAACCUGUUCCCACGCGUCCUGGCCCGGGAGAGUUUCCAGGCUCGCGAGAAAGUCGCCGCCGCCUUCGAUGCCUACUACAGAGCUGAGGCGCACCUCGACCCCGCCGCGUCGGGCCUGACCAAACGCCGCUACCAGCACAACACCGAGCACGGAAUCCCCGCCGCCGACAUUGGCUAUUUCGAGAUUGGCAGCCUCUUUGCUCUUCUCGGCAGCACUCUGCCUGCCGCCUUUUGGAUGAUCUGUCACAUUUUCGCCGAUCCCGCUCUGCUCGACAGCUGCCGCCGCGAGUUGCAGGCCGUGGUCUCUCAGGACGUCGCCGGCGACAACCAGCUCCCCGCCUAUGUCAUCGAUAUCGCCCGCGUCAGGGCAUCGUGCCCGGUCCUCCUGGCCACGCUGCAGGAGGUGCUCCGCGUCCGCGGCAUCAGCACCUCGGCGCGCGUUGUACUCGAAGACCAUGUCCUCGACGGCCGCUACCUGCUCAAGAAGGGCGCCACCGUGCUGGUCCCCGGCCCCGUGCAGCACAGCGACCCGGCAGCCUGGGGCCCGACGGUCGGCGUGUUUGACCACACGCGGUUCCUGCGUGGAGGCAAAGGGAAGCGACACAACCCCGUGGCUUUCCGCGCCUUUGGCGGCGGCGUGACGCUGUGUCCGGGGCGACACUUUGCCACGACCGAGAUCCUGGCGCUUGCGGCGCUCAUGGUGCUGCGAUUCGACGUCCAGCCCGUCGCCAAUGGAGUUGACGUUCCCUGGUCGAUGCCCCCCACCAUCAACACGCCCAUGGCGGCUGCCGUGGCGACGCCCGACCAUGACGUUGACGUCGAGAUCCGCCUCAGGGGGCCGAGAGACCAGCGCUGGCGUGUAGAGCUCUCAGGGUCUGGUAAGCUCGCCGACAUUGUGGGCAUCGUAGCCGAGGAUAUCGAUCCCUCCAGCGCCAUACACGCACACUGA
This is a messenger RNA of Lasiosphaeria miniovina, 1608 nucleotides long. Its product is annotated as cytochrome P450 oxidoreductase. The record is from RefSeq and is a predicted model, not a curated record. The transcript has 3 exons. Lineage: Eukaryota; Fungi; Ascomycota; Sordariomycetes; Sordariales; Lasiosphaeriaceae. Gene Ontology annotation, molecular function: oxidoreductase activity, acting on paired donors, with incorporation or reduction of molecular oxygen; monooxygenase activity; iron ion binding. The coding region runs from base 1 to 1608 and encodes 535 amino acids.